Molecule: messenger RNA, 489 nt
Organism: Aureobasidium melanogenum CBS 110374
Lineage: Eukaryota; Fungi; Ascomycota; Dothideomycetes; Dothideales; Saccotheciaceae
Exons: 3
Coding region: 1-489 (162 amino acids)
Source: RefSeq, a predicted model, not a curated record
AUGCCUCCUGUUACAAAGGACGAACAGAUCGUCUUGCUUUUCUCCUGCAUCAAGAACAGCAAAGGCGCAGGCCAGAUUGACUGGAGCGGCGUCGCCUCAGAUACCGGCCUCACUACCAACGCCGCAAGCAAGCGCUACAACAAACUCGCCAACGACUAUGGGGUCCGUGGAAUACUGCGCAGCAGCACUGGCCGCGUUUCUGCUGCUCGUCCCAAGAAUCGCGCUGGAGAUGAAGAAGGAGAGCAAGGCCACACGCAAAAAGAUUCGUCGCGAGCAAAAGGAAAGGGACGCCAAACGCGCUCAGAGGCAGGAGGCUCGAAGAAGCGCAAGAUGAAGCACGAAACCUCUGAAGACGAAGAUGAAGAUGAGACCGAACCUGGCGCUGAGAAGGUCAUCGACUACGAUGCCUUGGACCGCGAAGAUGGCGAAGAUGAGCUGAUCAAGACCGAGCCCGAGACUGAAGACCGCGAUGAAGAGGCUAUUGCUUGA